AUGGCGACGCCGUCGCAGCAAGAUCAGACCACGCCUAGCUCGCACGCUAACGGACACAUUCGCGAUAAUGAGAUGACAGACUCAGUCAAUGGCAGUCCCCCCGAACAUCUGCAGCAGCAGCAGCAGCAGGAGCAGGAAGAGGCCAGGAGCAAUAAGCAAGGCUCAAACAAAUACAAGCACACCUUUGCCGUGCACGCGACCAGCCGCCCCUCAUGCCUCAGCUCCGACACCUCCACCCUCCCCUCCUUCUUCGGCUUCCGCAACCUCGUAGGCGUCGUCCUCGUAGCCUCAAAUCUCCGGCUCAUGAUCGAGAACUUCAAGAAAUACGGUCUCCUCGUCACUCUCUCCGGUUCACGUAUCGAUCCGGAUGACUGGCGGAACUUCUGGAUACUAUACCUCCUCACACCUGUCUUCCUCUUGAUCGCGUACCUUAUCGAGGCAGCAGCAGUACGGUACGCGAAGAAUAAAGUAGGGGAGAGGAAAAGAGCAGAGGAGAAACAUGAUGUUCAAGCUGCCGAGAAGCAGAAAAAGUAUCUAUUCUCUACGUGGAGGGUGAUAGCUUUCGCGCAUGGGUUCAAUGCUACCGUUAUGCUGGUUAUAUCGACGUAUGUGGUAUACUACCACGUCCACAACCCCGGUCUAGCAGCAUUCGCGGAGCUACAUGCAGUUAUCGUGUGGUUGAAGGUCUGCUCCUAUGCGUUCACAAACAGGGACAUGAGGCACGCCUACGUUAACGCUGAGCCUGACGUCACAGCAGUCCUGCCUGCAUUAUACAAGAACUGCGCAUACCCGAACAACAUCACACUGAAGAAUCUGAGCUACUUCUGGUGGGCACCGACAUUGGUCUACCAGCCAGUAUACCCGAUGACAGACCGCAGGCGCUGGGACUUCAUCGCCAAACGCUUCUGCGAGUUCUUCAUCCUCUCCAUCGUCAUCUGGCUAGCUUGCGCUCAGUACGCCGUCCCUCUUCUUGAGAAUAGUCUAGAUGUCAUCUCCGAUCUUAAUCUGAUCGGGAUUCUGGAGCGUGUCCUUAAGCUAAGCACCAUCAGCCUCGUCUGCUGGCUCGCAGGCCUCUUCGCACUAUUCCAAAGCUUUCUCAAUCUGCUCGCUGAGAUCCUUCGGUUUGGGGACAGGGAGUUCUAUGGCGAUUGGUGGAACAGUUCAGAUCUGCGCAGCUACUGGACCAGCUGGAAUAAACCUGUCACGCAUUUCAUGAAGAGACAUAUCUAUGCACCGAUGGUCGGGAGAGGAGUGCCGCCGGUUGUGGCGCAGAUUAUUACUUUCUUGUUCAGUGGGAUGCUGCAUGAAUUACUCGUGGGCGUGCCUACGCACAAUAUCCUCGGCGUCGCGUUUCUAGGCAUGGUCGUCCAGAUCCCGUUGAUUUGGUUGACCGAUCCACUUGGGAAGAUGACGAGUUCGAAUGGGAAGCUGGCCGGCAACCUCAUAUUCUGGAUGACGUUCUGCUUCCUUGGCCAGCCGUUCGCAGCCAUCAUAUAUUUCUUCGCAUGGCAGGCGAAGUUUGGUAGUAAUAACAGACCAGAAUGGCCACUGGGUCUGGGCGAUGUCAAGAUAUAG
Messenger RNA from Recurvomyces mirabilis, 1575 nucleotides. RefSeq lists its product as uncharacterized. Gene Ontology annotation, molecular function: diacylglycerol O-acyltransferase activity. The transcript has 2 exons. The record is from RefSeq and is a predicted model, not a curated record. Gene Ontology annotation, cellular component: endoplasmic reticulum membrane. Gene Ontology annotation, biological process: triglyceride biosynthetic process. NCBI's taxonomy places the organism in Eukaryota, Fungi, Ascomycota, Dothideomycetes, Mycosphaerellales, Teratosphaeriaceae. The coding region runs from base 1 to 1575 and encodes 524 amino acids.